Messenger RNA from Prunus avium (sweet cherry), 1656 nucleotides. The record is from RefSeq and is a predicted model, not a curated record. Lineage: Eukaryota; Viridiplantae; Streptophyta; Magnoliopsida; Rosales; Rosaceae.
AUGGCAGCUACAACUGUCACUAGUGCAAUUCCUAAUCCCCCAGUUCUUAACCAGAAUAACUAUGAAGAUUGGAGUUUCCGGGUUAAACUCUACUUGUUAGCUGAAGAUCUUUGGGACGUUGUGGAAGCCACCACUGAACCUCCUAAACCAGAAGAUGGUGAAGCUGAGUUUAAGGCUUGGAGGAAGAAAGAUGCCAAGGCUUUAAUUCUAAUCCAGAAUAAUUGCGGGUCUGCUAAUUACUCUUUAAUCUUUGGCACUAAGACCGCCAAAGCUGCCUGGGAUACUUUGGCCGAAAAGCUAGAGCCAGCUCAAGAGGAGUUGGUGCCGUUGGUGCCACAGGAAGACUUGAAUAUCAAUCCGACGUCGAAUGAUGGAAAUGAGAGUAACACCAGCGACUUCAAUGAGUUCGCCCUCCAUCAACCCUUCAUUGAUAAUGUGGCAGAGGGUGAUUGGGAUUUAGCGAAGGAGUAUCUUAGUCGAAAUCCAGAAGCAAUCAGAGAAAGAGGUUCAUUAUCAGGUGCGACAGCUCUUCACCUGGCAGUUUCGCUUGGAUAUGUAAAUAUGGCGAAAGCGUUAGUGGAGUUGAUGACGGAGGAAGACUUGGAAAUACGGGAUGCUAAUGGUCUAACAGUUAUGGCCCACGCUGCGACUAAAGGAAUCACACAAUUGGCUAAGUGCAUCACUGAAAAAAACAAGAAACUGCUUAGCCUUCCAUAUCCUCCAGAGAACUUUAUUCCACUUCUGACGGCUUAUUAUCUCGGCCAUUGGGAAUUGGCUCGCUACCUCUAUUCUGUUACUCCACUCGAAGCUCUGUUGCAAGACAACGGCCGCGGUGGUGCUGAGAUUGUUUCGGAGAGUUUUAGGGCCAAAAAUUUCGAUAUUGCAUUGGAUUUACUUCGGCGUUGCCCAAACUUAGCCCUUGCUAAAGGCUACUCUGGGUUGACCCCUUUACAAAUGUGCGCUAGUAUACGUUCUGGAUUUUUAAGUGGAACGCAUCUCAAAUUCUGGCAACAAUGGAUCUAUGACCGUAUACACGUACAACCUGGUUCAACAGAUGAUAUUCGCAUAAAUGUUGAAAACGUCGAAGAUGACCCAAUUAGUGAAAGCGAUCUCAAAGUUUGCUCAGGUAUGGGUAUAUUGCGAGGACUUGUUCCAAAUCCCUGUAACCUUUUUGGAAUUAAUCACAUAUAUAAGAUGAAAUGGACCCACGAAAGAACAUCUGAAAUUCUACAUUCCAUGUGCGAAGUGGUAAAGGGUAUGAGUCUUAAACAAAUGCAAGAAAGUGUCGUGCAAGCAGCAAUCUUCGAAGCUAUUAAACAAGGGCAUGUUGAGUUUGUUUUUGAGAUAUUUCGAUCAAAUCCUGUAAUGAUUGGGCUCACUGGGGAAAUGGGAAGACCAUGCUUCAGUUUGCCAUUGAAUGUCGUCAAGAAAAUGUCUAUUUCUUUUUCUAUGAAUUGACCCGAAUAGUGCUUAAUAUGGUAGUGAGAAUAGAUCAGUUCAACAAUACGUUGCUACAUGCAGCAGCGAGUUUAUCCCCAAUUGCACAGCUUAAUCAUAUCCAAGGUGCCGCGUUGCAAAUGCAGAGAGAAUUACAAUGGUUCAAGGAGAUUGAAAAAAUUGUACCUCCCAAGAUUCUUGAGGUUGUAAAUGUUACAG